Molecule: messenger RNA, 1517 nt
Organism: Pyrus x bretschneideri (Chinese white pear)
Lineage: Eukaryota; Viridiplantae; Streptophyta; Magnoliopsida; Rosales; Rosaceae
Product: protein DETOXIFICATION 19-like
Exons: 7
Coding region: 1-1200 (399 amino acids)
Biological process (GO): xenobiotic detoxification by transmembrane export across the plasma membrane
Cellular component (GO): membrane
Molecular function (GO): antiporter activity; xenobiotic transmembrane transporter activity
Source: RefSeq, a predicted model, not a curated record
AUGUUGAUUCAAGUUGCAUAUUGUGAAGCCAUGUACAAGAAUUGUGUUGGUUUAAGUGGAGCUCUUGAGACGCUGUGUGGCCAGGGGUUCGGUGCAAAGUUAUACAGAAUGUUAGGGAUUUAUCUACAAGCGUCUUCCAUCAUUUCUUUCGCGGUCCCUAUCAUCAUAUCUAUAAUCUGGUGGUUUACGGAGCCCAUAUUCAUCUUACUUCAUCAAGAUCCUCAAAUUUCCAAAUAUGCUGCUCUCUAUAUCAAAUUUCUGAUUCCAGGACUAUUUGCCUAUGGCUUCCUUCAUAAUAUUUUGAGAUUUCUUCAGACACAAUCGGUUGUCAUGCCAUUGGUCUUUUUCUCAGUGAUCCCUUUGGCUCUUCAUGUUCUUGUUGCAUACGGUUUGGUACACUGGACAACUCUUGGUUUCAGGGGAGCUCCGCUAGCAGCUUCAAUUUCGAUAUGGAUAUCAAUGCUUAUGUUGGCCAUGUAUGUUAUGUGUGCGAAAAAGUUUGAGCGUACGUGGGAAGGAUUUUCAUUUGAAUCAUUUCAUUAUGUCCUCAUGGACUUGAAGCUUGCCCUCCCAUCCGCAGCAAUGGUAUGUUUGGAGUACUGGGCUUUUGAGAUUCUAGUGUUCUUGGCGGGAGUGAUGCCAAAUGCGAAACAAAUCACUUCCCUGAUUGCAAUGUGUGUGAAUACAGAGGCAAUUGCAUACAUGAUUACGUAUGGCCUGAGCGCUGCUGCAAGUACAAGGGUGUCAAAUGAACUGGGAGCAGGCAAUCCGGGCAAAGCGAAGAAAGCAAUGGUGGUGACUCUUAAGCUCUCCGUGCUUCUUGCUCUCCUCGUUGAUCUGGCUCUAGCAGUUGGUCACAAUUUAUGGGCUGGCCUUUUCAGCGACAGCCGUGCAAUAAUCAAGCUAUUUGCUUAUAUGACACCGUUUCUUGCCAUAUCAAUACUUGCAGAUUCCGUCCAAGGUGUCUUAUCAGGUGUGGCCAGAGGAUGUGGGUGGCAGCACUUGGCUGUGUACGUAAACUUGGGCACGUUCUAUUUGAUCGGGAUGACAAUUGCAGGUGUUCUUGGGUUUAAGGCGAAACUCUACGCUAAGGGCUUAUGGCUCGGUUUAAUCUGUGGCGUUUGCUGUCAAGCCGGCCUACUUUUGUUGGUUAUGCUGCGCAGAAAGUGGAUUCGGUUGGAUUUAGCCCAUACUGCAUAGGCAGUUUUUGGUCUAAACAAAGUCCUCAAGCAAAACUUUUAAGCAACACCAUUUGGCCAAAUUAUUCCACUAGUUUUGUUGGUUAGGCUGCGCAGAAUGUGCAUUUGCUAUAUAUUUUUUAGGCAAAGCUUGUAUUAGUUGGAGUGGGUUUGCGAUAUUUAAACUCUUCAUUUCUCAGAGAUAAGAUCGAUGUGGAAUUUCAACAACUUGCGCUCUGUUAACCGGACUUGCAAGCUACUUUGAGUUUGAGCAAGUUUUGCACAUUGUAUCCUAAUAACACAACAAAUAAACAUAUGAACUAAUACGAUUGUUUACGA